UGUUUUUUCUUCAAUGGCCGGGGGUGCCCUGUUUUCUUCCCUCCUUUCACCCUAGCCAAUUCCGUAUGCCUCCUCUCUACAUAAAGUUCAUCUCUUUCGCUAUUCCCUUCAGUCCGACCCUCCAACGCUGUUAUUCCAUAGCCAUAUCAUCUCUACUGUGUUUAUCAGUUCACCUGAGAUAUUCUAUAAAGAUCGUUUCUUUUGGACAACGCAAUGCCAACCUGAUGAGGUCGCAUUGCUUUUCAUAGUGUCUUGAUUCUUGAGGCCUUUUAAUGGCGGAUAGCUUUGACGGGACGACCUCGACCCUUCUUUGUUCGGAGGACAGUAAUAACUGCUUUGCAGAUUUCGAGCAUAAUGCCUCCGAUGAGCCUGAAAUUUUCCGUUCUUUGAACCGCCAAAACUCUGGUUCUUACCGUCAUUGGGUGGGUUCGAACAUGGACUGGUUCGAAUCCGUACUGGGUUUUCCCUUACAGAGUGAAGAAACUCUGAGAUUAUUGGCUGAGAGGGAGAAAGUUUAUAUGCCCAAGGAUGAUUACCUUGUGAGAUUGCGGAGUGGGGACUUGGACUUGAGUGUGAGGAGAGAGGCUCUUGAUUGGAUUUGGAAGGUUCACACCUAUUAUGGUUUUGGGCCAUUGAGCUUUUGUCUAUCCAUCAACUAUUUUGAUCGGUUCCUAUCGAUGUAUGAUUUGCCUAGAAGCCAAAAAUGGACAGGUCAAUUGUUAGCCGUAGCUUGUUUGUCAAUAGCAACCAAAGUGGAGGAAACCAAAAUUCCUCAACUGAUAGAAUUUCAGGUUGAAGGACCAAAGUUUUUAUUUGAAGCCAGAACCAUCCAAAGAAUGGAGCUUUUGAUACUGAACACAUUGCAAUGGAAAAUGCAUGCUUUCACUCCUUGUUCCUUCAUAGACUACUUCUUCCGUAAAAUGGCUUACCACCAACAUACAGACUCAUUAAAGUCAUCCAUUUCUAGAUCAAUACAGCUCAUACUUGGUACAAUAAGAGGUGUUGAUUUCUUGGAAUUCAGGCCUUCUGAGAUUGCUGCUGCAGUGGCCAUUUCUGUUUCAAGAGAACUGCAAGCAACGGAGAUUGACAAGGCUAUGACUUGUUUUGUGAUUGUACAAAAGGAGAGAGUUCUGAAGUGUGUUGAACUGAUCAGAGAUUUGUGUUUGGUUAGUGUUUCUGCUGCUAAUUUAGGGAGGAACUCGGGGCCAUUUUUACCUCAAAGUCCCAUGGGGGUGUUGGAUGCUGCAAGCUUGAGCUACAAGAGUGAGGAACUAACAGAUGGAUCAUGUCCAAAUUCUUCACAUGAUAGUCCAAAUACUAGGAGGAACGAAUCAGGCAAACCUGAAGACACUUCCAAGUCAUGAAAUGUGAACUUUUUCUCCUUCACCAAAGUUCUAUCAGUUUGGUUGAAUGGGAAUUUGGUGUGGCCUUGGAGGUUCCUUUCAGUUGGAGAGAGUGUGUGUGUUGGAUGAAUAAAAGAUUUAAAAGAAAAUUAGAAUUAAGAGGUCUCAUGCUUCUAGCAUUGGCAAGAGAGGUUGAUAGGCUGUUUAUAAUCGGAUUUCAGAAACAGCUGCAAAUUCUUAGAGGAAAUUUUGAUCAAAACCAAUUUGUUCUUGAGGCAUAGAAGGUCAAGUAUGAGUAUGCAUUCUGAGAUAAAAGUUGUAAUUUUUUUUAUUCAUUUUCUCUGUUGUACUCAAAAGAGAGAAUAUAUAGAGGGAAAUUCUUUUAGUUUCUA
This is a messenger RNA of Prosopis cineraria, 1735 nucleotides long. RefSeq names its product cyclin-D4-1. Gene Ontology annotation, biological process: regulation of cyclin-dependent protein serine/threonine kinase activity; mitotic cell cycle phase transition. The record is from RefSeq and is a predicted model, not a curated record. Gene Ontology annotation, molecular function: cyclin-dependent protein serine/threonine kinase regulator activity. The transcript is spliced from 6 exons. Gene Ontology annotation, cellular component: cyclin-dependent protein kinase holoenzyme complex; nucleus; cytoplasm. Bases 273 to 1364 code for a protein of 363 amino acids. NCBI's taxonomy places the organism in Eukaryota, Viridiplantae, Streptophyta, Magnoliopsida, Fabales, Fabaceae.